Molecule: messenger RNA, 2040 nt
Organism: Malania oleifera
Lineage: Eukaryota; Viridiplantae; Streptophyta; Magnoliopsida; Santalales; Ximeniaceae
Product: actin-7
Exons: 5
Coding region: 414-1547 (377 amino acids)
Source: RefSeq, a predicted model, not a curated record
AUUCAUCAAAGCCGGGGUAAGUAGACCGUAUAGCCGUCCAAAGCUGGCGUGGCCAGCAGAAAAGACAUAUUGGACGGCCGAGAUCUAAUCAGGAAGCAGAAGACCCCUGGGCGAACAUGCCGAAAGGCUGCCAGACAGGUCAGCAAUCUUUUCUCGUGGUCGGAAUGAUUCCCUCCCCUCCUCCCACCCCCCACACAUUUAUUUUGGUUUCAUUUCAUUUGCAUUUCGCUCCCCACUCUGUAUAUAAACUUCCUCUGCUCCUUCGUCUCAUUUUGUUGUGCUUCGCUCGGCGAGAGAGAGAGCGAGAGAGAGCGAACCUAGAGUGGACAGGAGAGACAUAGAGUCAGCCGUCGCUUCCGGUGGUUGGCUUCGCCGUUCUCGAUCUUCUUCUAGUUUCUCCGCAAUCGCAAGAAAUGGCUGAUGCUGAGGAUAUUCAACCUCUUGUUUGUGAUAAUGGAACUGGGAUGGUGAAGGCUGGCUUUGCUGGAGAUGAUGCUCCCAGGGCAGUGUUUCCUAGUAUUGUUGGUCGACCCAGGCAUACUGGUGUCAUGGUUGGGAUGGGCCAAAAGGAUGCUUAUGUAGGUGAUGAGGCCCAGUCUAAAAGAGGUAUCCUUACCUUGAAAUAUCCUAUCGAGCAUGGUAUAGUCAGCAACUGGGAUGACAUGGAAAAAAUCUGGCAUCACACUUUCUACAAUGAGCUUCGUGUUGCUCCUGAGGAGCACCCUGUGCUUCUCACUGAAGCCCCACUUAACCCUAAGGCUAACAGAGAAAAGAUGACUCAAAUCAUGUUUGAGACCUUCAAUGUGCCAGCUAUGUAUGUUGCCAUUCAGGCUGUUCUUUCUUUAUAUGCCAGUGGUCGUACAACUGGUAUUGUGCUGGAUUCUGGUGAUGGUGUGAGUCACACUGUGCCAAUAUAUGAAGGGUAUGCCCUUCCUCAUGCCAUACUUAGACUGGACCUCGCUGGCCGCGAUCUCACAGAUGCCUUGAUGAAAAUUCUCACGGAGAGAGGGUAUAUGUUCACCACCACUGCUGAACGGGAAAUUGUCCGUGACAUGAAGGAAAAGCUUGCAUAUGUAGCACUUGACUAUGAGCAGGAGUUGGAAACUGCCAAGAGCAGCUCCUCAGUUGAAAAGAACUAUGAAUUGCCUGAUGGUCAAGUCAUCACAAUUGGUGCUGAGAGAUUCCGUUGCCCUGAAGUCCUAUUCCAGCCAUCUCUGAUCGGAAUGGAAGCUGCAGGAAUUCACGAGACUACCUACAACUCCAUCAUGAAGUGUGAUGUUGAUAUUAGGAAGGAUCUCUAUGGCAAUAUUGUUCUCAGUGGUGGCUCAACCAUGUUCCCUGGCAUUGCAGACCGAAUGAGCAAGGAGAUUACAGCUCUUGCUCCCAGCAGCAUGAAGAUCAAGGUUGUGGCACCACCUGAGAGAAAGUACAGUGUCUGGAUUGGAGGAUCAAUCCUUGCAUCUCUCAGCACCUUCCAGCAGAUGUGGAUUUCAAAGGCAGAGUAUGAUGAGUCUGGUCCUUCCAUUGUCCACAGGAAGUGCUUCUGAGUUCUACAAGUGCUUUGUUGGUGAGUUCCUUUUCCCCCGUUUAGUUGGCUUUUUUUGUGUCAUUUGUCAUGAAAUCAGGUCGGUUGACACGGAGAAGUGUCAAGGGAUUAUUGAAGGAGGGUAUCAUCUCAUGAUUUGAUGUAUUAUAGCUUUUCAUUUGUCAAAAGUUGGUUGUGCUCUUUAGCUACAUAUGAGAGGCUUACAUGUAAUGACCCUCUUGGUGGAGGCAGAUCUUCAGUCUUCACGACUUCUCUGACCGCCUUGCCUUGCAUCAUGUGGUUCAGCAGCACCCCCCCCCCCCCCCCCCCGGCCCCUCCCCCCUCUCUCUCUCUCUCUCUAUUGUGAUGCUUUUUUUUUUAAUCUCUGUUCUUUUUGAAGUUUUUUUUCCCAUGGGAACAGUUAUGUCAAUAUCUUGUAUGAGAAUUUUAUUUAGUGUCAGUUUGCGGUGGUCAUAAAACUUCUAUGGAAAUUAUAUUUAAUACUUUGGUUGGAA